This is a messenger RNA of Ilyonectria robusta, 294 nucleotides long. RefSeq names its product ankyrin repeat-containing domain protein. The annotation marks the transcript as partial. The record is from RefSeq and is a predicted model, not a curated record. Lineage: Eukaryota; Fungi; Ascomycota; Sordariomycetes; Hypocreales; Nectriaceae. The transcript has a single exon. Gene Ontology annotation, molecular function: protein binding.
GAGGCCAUCGUCAAGCUGCUGCUCGAGAAGGGUGCCAACGUCGAGGCCAAAGAUAGCGAGUAUGGUCAGACGCCGCUAUCGCAGGCCGCCGAGAAUGGGCAUGAGGCCAUCGUCAAGCUGCUGCUCGAGAAGGGCGCCGACGUCGAGUCCAAGGACGAAGAUGGUGCGACGCCGCUAUGGUGGGCCGCCGAGAAUGGGCAUGAGGCUAUCGUCAAGCUGCUGCUCGAGAAGGGCGCUGACGUCGAGUCCAAGGACGAAGAUGGUCAGACGCCGCUAUCGCAGGCCGCCGAGAAC